GAAAAAGCCCCUGGGCAUUAUGGAGCAACAGCACACACCAGAGGAAAUAUAAAGCAGCAGCUUUGAAGACUGAGCAACCAGUUGAGGCAUCCUCAACCCAACUGGGCUUAACGCAGCUUCACUGAACCUGAUCUGAGACUCACGGCUCCCCAGGAUUGCUACAACUCUAGCUAGAAUGCUGUGCCAGGCACUCCGAAGAUUUGGUAAAAAGCUGGUGCGCAAACAUCCACUGGAGCUACCUGUGCCUGAGACUGCCCCUGCUAGAAGCUUGAGCACUCUGGAUUUAGUGGUCCUGGGUGUGGGCAACACACUGGGUGUAAGUGUAUAUAUUUUGGCUGGGGAGGUGGCUAGAGAUCAAGCAGGGCCAUCUUUUGUGAUUUGCAUUUUGGUGGCUGGCCUAACUUCAGUGUUGGCUGGGCUGUGCUAUGGAGAGAUUAGUGCUCGGAUUCCCCAUUCUGGCUCCGCAUAUCUCUACAGCUAUGUCACUGUAGGUGAACUCUGGGCUUUCAUCACUGGCUGGUUCCUCAUCCUCACCACUUUUGCUCACAUAGGCAUUAGGAUCUGGGCCUGGACCUUAUUCUUUGACAAUCUUUUUGGGAACAAGUUCUCUCUGACCUUGCAGGAGACUUUUUUACCACAAGCUCCUGGUAUUUUUGUAGAAAUUCUAGGCUUCAUUGUUAUGUUCCUUCUAUUAUUGAUCAUGGAAUUGCUGACUCGGAACAUUAGGCAGCUUUCUCUGGUUACCAAAACGCUCACUUUGGUGAAAGUAUUGGCACUUGGUUUUGUCAUCAUCUCUGGCUUCCUGAAAGGGGACCUGCACAACUGGAAGCUCACAGAAGACGACUACAUAAAGGCUGGACUCAAUGACACCUCUAGCUUGGGCCUUCUGGGCUCUGGAGGAUUUGUACCUUUUGGCUUCCAGGGGAUUCUCCGUGGAUCAGCUACCUGUAUCUAUGCUUUUACAGGUUUCAAUAUUAUUGUUACCAGGGUCGAAUUAGCCCAGAAUCCCAAGUGUUCAAUACCCAAAAGCAUUAUGAUUUCACUGUUCAUUUGCUUUUUGGUGUAUUUUGGUGUGUCUGCGGCACUUACACUUAUGGUGCCUUACUACCAACUUCAACCUGGGAGCACCUUGCCUGAGGCAUUUCUCCAUAUUGGCUGGGUCCCUGCCUACCAUUGUGUAAACUUUGGAUUUUUCUGUAGUCUUUCUACCAAAGUCUUUGGCAACAUGUUCCCCAUACGUCAACAGGUAUACAUGAUGGCAAAGGAUGGCCUCCUAUUCCCUGUCCUUACCAGGAUCCAAACCGGCACAUAUAUGCCCAUUCUGGCUACCAUGAUCAUUUUCAUUGUUGGAACAAUAAUGGCAUUCUUCCUUGGAUUCACUGAUCUCUUGGACCUCAGGUCAAUUGGGGCCCUCUUAGUUUUCUCUCUGCAGGCUUUUAUUGUUCUCAUCCUCAGGUAUCAGCCUGAAAGGAAGAAUGGGGGAAAAGAAGCAGAGGUUAUGGGAGAGAAUGAGAGAAAUGAAAUGCAGAGUUUGACUCUGCAGGCACUAUUUUUUCCAGGCAAUCCCGCCCCCACUGCAUUCUCUGGCUGGGUUGUCUCUGUUUGCUCCUCACUGCUUGUUCUGCUGCUGACUCUUCUCUGUCUGGUGCUGGCCCGGUGGCCAGGUCUGCUUUCUGGAGACCCAUGGUGGAUCACAGUGGUUGUGCUGCUUCUGGUGCUCAUCACUGGGAUGACUGGGGUCAUCUGGAGGCAGCCACAGAGCUCCUCUCCCAUUCACUUUAAGGUACCUGGUCUGCCUCUCCUCCCGCUCCUGAGCAUCUUUUUGAAUAUUUACCUUAUGAUGCAGAUGACAGCUGGCACCUGGGCUCUAUUUGGUUCCUGGGUCCUGGUUGGAUUUGCUGUCUACUUUGGUUAUGGGAUCCGGCACAGCCCGAUCCCUUAA
Molecule: messenger RNA, 1942 nt
Organism: Nyctereutes procyonoides (raccoon dog)
Lineage: Eukaryota; Metazoa; Chordata; Mammalia; Carnivora; Canidae
Product: cationic amino acid transporter 3-like
Exons: 3
Coding region: 176-1942 (588 amino acids)
Biological process (GO): transmembrane transport; amino acid transport
Cellular component (GO): plasma membrane
Molecular function (GO): amino acid transmembrane transporter activity
Source: RefSeq, a predicted model, not a curated record